Molecule: messenger RNA, 1391 nt
Organism: Nymphaea colorata (pocket water lily)
Lineage: Eukaryota; Viridiplantae; Streptophyta; Magnoliopsida; Nymphaeales; Nymphaeaceae
Exons: 12
Coding region: 105-1121 (338 amino acids)
Cellular component (GO): chloroplast
Source: RefSeq, a predicted model, not a curated record
CCGCGUUCGUUAAUCUGCCACCGAGAGGACAGGAGGAACCUUCCCGCACUUAUCCGAAGCACACUUCGCCACUCGUCCUCCGGCCGUCCGCCCGCCGGAGACCCAUGGCAGCCGUCUUGUCCUUCGGACCUGCCGCUGUCGGAGGGCCGGUGCGUCAUCGGACUAAUUCCUCUCGUCGAAGCCCGACGCGUCUCGCCGCGGAUCUCAGAGAAACCCCUUCUGCCUCCGUGAAAACCGAAGACGAAGAGAGGCUGGGCGAGGGUACCGCCGUGUCGCCACCCCCAGGCUUCAAGCCCCCGCAACCAAAGCGAUUCUCUGCCCGGCCCGACAAAAUCGUCGACGUGCUGUCGGCGUCACUCGCACUGCCCUUCCGUCUCGGCACCGGCGCCUUCGCCUUAGGAUACAGUGCUUCUUUUGUAUCAGAAGAGGAGAUCCCUCCAAGUGUGUAUUCAACUUUCAAAAUUGCUGGCUUGAAGCUGAAGGAGACUUCAAAAUUGGGUCCUAGGCCUGAAAUGCCCAUUGAGAUCUAUGAGUUUGAAAGCUGCCCCUUUUGUCGUAAGGUUAGAGAAAUCGUGAGUGUAUUGGAUCUAGAUGUUCUGUACUAUCCUUGCCCACGGAAUGGCCCAACCUAUCGUCCCAAGGUUAUACAAAUGGGUGGAAAGUCGCAGUUCCCAUACAUGGUGGAUCCAAACACUGGUGUUGCUAUGUACGAGUCAGAUGAUAUAAUAAACUACUUGGUUGGGAAAUAUGGUGAUGGGACCCGCCCGUUUAUGCUAUCACUUGGGUUAUUAACGACUCUAACUGCAGGAUUUGCAAUGAUUGGUCGUAUGGGAAAGGGCUCUUCAUAUACUCCAUCAAAAGCCCCACCUAAACCACUUGAGUUAUGGGCAUAUGAGGCUUCCCCUUUCUGUAAGAUUGUCCGUGAAGUUAUGGUUGAGCUGGAGUUGCCACACUUGCUUCACAGCACUGCUCGUGGUAGUCCGAAUCGGCAGAAGCUAUUCGAGAGGGCUGGGCAUUUUCAGGCACCUUACCUGGAAGACCCAAAUACUGGGGUUAAGAUGUUUGAAAGUGCAGAGAUUAUAGACUACCUGAAAACAACCUACAUGCUUCCAGCGUCGUGAUCGUCCUCAAGAUGGCACAUUUGAUCCUUUUAUGAACUGUAUGUUUUGCUUCCUGAUCCUAUGUGCUUUUGUGCUUGAAGAAGUCAUUGUGAGACAAGUGACGAAAGCUAGGUUCCCCUGAGUGUUCUGUUUGUCACUGCAUGUGUAAAAUGAAUGUAACCUACUCUUGGUUGUAAGUUGUAACUGUGGUCAUGCUAAGACCAAAAGUUGUGAAUCUCAAGACCAUGUGUGCUUAAAACCAAAAUAGAGAAAUCUUCUGCCAUUCAACUA